Molecule: messenger RNA, 2839 nt
Organism: Sinocyclocheilus grahami
Lineage: Eukaryota; Metazoa; Chordata; Actinopteri; Cypriniformes; Cyprinidae
Product: transferrin receptor protein 1-like
Exons: 19
Coding region: 174-2498 (774 amino acids)
Biological process (GO): transferrin transport; intracellular iron ion homeostasis
Cellular component (GO): external side of plasma membrane
Molecular function (GO): transferrin receptor activity
Source: RefSeq, a predicted model, not a curated record
GUGUGUGUGUGUGUGAGAGAGAGUACUGACUUUCACCGGUGCUAUUGGUGCUUUGGGGAACGAGCGCGUGGUGAACAUAAGAGAAACAAAUUCGCAUUUACGAGUACUGAUAACGAAACGCACACAGGCGGGAAAAAUUAUUUAAAAGAGCCGUUUUCUCAUUUAAAAAUUCCAUGGCAGGGACAAUUGAUCAGGCCAAAAUGAAGUUUUCGAGAAUAGUAAACAGUCGCUCGUACACCCGGUUCAAUCAAUCUCAGAAUCCUGAUGGAGAGGGCAGUUGUGUGGAGGUGAAGCUUGCUGUGGAUGGUGAGGAGGAAAUGGAUGGAAUAGAACAAGAACAAGAAAACGUGCAACGUGACACGUACACAAGAUCCAGUCGUUCUGGGCCAUGGAACAAGUGGAGGUUUCUCGUUUGGGUGGGUGGAGUGCUGGUCAUCUUCUGUGUAGGUUUACUCAUUGGAUACUCUGUCCACCGCAAGUCUGAGUCUGCUUCCUGCUCUCCGGGAGAUGGUGUGAUCAAGCAUGACCCUGAAGAUCCACCUAAUCAAGAAUUUCCACCAAAUGAUCCACCUCCUUUGGAUUGGAGUGAACUUGUUGGACUUCUGAAUGAUAAACUGUCAUCUAAAGCCAUUGCAGAUAAAUUAAGCGAGUAUUCCCAGGUUGUCCGUAAAGCAGGAUCAUCUGCAGAUAACAAGUUAGCUAAUGAUAUCCAUGAUAUUUUCACGCAACUGAAUAUGGACCCCUGGGAUGAUGAACACUAUGUGAAGCUACAGUUUCCUAACAGCUCCAAUCCAAACAAAGUGUUGUUUGGUGCAGUGGAGAUCGGAAGUCCAAAAGGGUUCCUGGCUUACAGUGAAACAGGACGUAGAGAGGGCAGAGUGGUGUACGCCAACUAUGGUGAGCUUUCUGACAUGCAGAAUAAAGAAUACGGACUGAAUCUAAAUGGAUCUGUUGUACUGAUGAAAGCUGGAAAAAUCAGCAUGGCUCAGAAGGUUAUGAAUGCAGCUAAAAUGGGUGCCGUAGCAGCUCUGAUCUACCCAGACCCAGCUGACUAUAAAACUAUGUCUUGGGAUGCUGAACUUUAUGGUCAUGUCCACCUGGGAUCAGGUGAUCCUUACACCCCAGGAUUCCCAUCCUUUAAUCACACACAAUUUCCUCCUGCCAAGUCCUCUGGUCUUCCAGGAAUACUUGCCCAGACAAUCACUGCUAACAUGGCACAAUCAAUCUUUGAAAAAAUGGGAGGAGAAGGUGCUCCUGAUAGAUUUAAGGGUGACUUAUCCAGUUACAAGUUGGGAAGUGAGAGUGACAAAGUAACCGUAGCAGUCAAUAAUAAUAUUGCAGACACCAAGAUCCAUAAUGUGUUUGGAGUCAUCAAAGGUUAUGUGGACCCUGAUUGUUAUGUUGUGAUUGGAGCGCAGAGAGACUCCUUGACUUCGGGAUAUGCCAAGUCUACAGUUGGCACUGCUCUUCUGCUGGAGCUUGCGAGGGUUUUCACAGAGUUGAAGAAAGGUAGUUUCAGACCCAAAAGAAGUGUUGUGUUUGCCAGCUGGACCGCAGGGGAUUUUGGAAACGUCGGUGUUACUGAAUGGCUUGAGGGAUACUGGUCGUCACUGGACAGAAAAGCCUUUACUUACAUCAGUUUGGAUGGUGUUGUUACUGGAGCAGAUUCUUUUAGAGCUUCUGCCAGUCCUUUGUUGCACACCCUUCUGCAGAAGACCUUGGGAAAGGUCAAAAACCUAAGGUCAAAUUCAAGCCUUCUCCAGAGUUAUGGUCGUGGUUUUUCAUCACUUCUGACACCCAUGCAGAUGGAUGAUGGUGCAUAUCCUUUCCUGGCCCUCUCUGGAAUCCCAUCCGUUUCUUUCGGUUUCAUCUCUUCUUCGGAUAAACAGUGUUUAGGCACAAAUAUGGAUGAAAAAAAGCAUCUGGACUGCAUCACCGAUCAGAAAGUGGUUGAGUUGUCCGUGCUUGCUGCUCAGGUUGCUGGGCAGAUGGCCCUUCGGCUCGUCCAUGACCACAUCCUCAAACUAGAUGUUACCAAGUAUUCUGAUGUGAUUGCCCGCCACGUGAGCGCCAUCACCCAGCGCGUUGACACUCUCAAAAAUGACACGGUCGAUAAAAUUGAGUCUUUGUCAACAAAGUGGCUGAAUGCGGCAAAGAGUUCCUACAGUUGUGCCGCAGCCUCUCUAAAUAUUGACAUAAGGAAUAUCGACCAGAAUGACUUUGAGAUGUGUCGCAUAAUCAAUAACCGCAUAAUGAAGGUGGAGCAUAAUUUUCUCUCUCCUUAUGUCUCUUUGAGAGAUGUCCCAUUCCGCCACAUUUUCUUUGGUAAUGGCUGGCAAACCACCACAGACCUGGAAAAGUACUUGGGUGAUGUACAAGAAAAGACAAGCUUCAACAUAGACCAGGUCCUAAACCAGUUCGCUCUACUUACCUGGACCAUCCAGGGCUGUGCUAAUGACCUGGCUGGAGAUAUCUGGUCCUUGGACAACGAGAUAUAGAGUUUUUCACUGUUGCAUCAACCAACUUGUCAUUGGCUUUGCUUGAACAUAUUUCUAGAUACAUAAAAACAAUCCUGUCACUAUGAAGUAGAAAUGAUUUGAUUUGGAACAAUGAAUUUUGACCAAGCAUAUCUUCAAAAUUAAUAUGACCGUUUUAAAUUAAACUUUGGAAGUUCUUUAAUCAUAUUAAGAACUAUAGUGAGAUAUUAAAUGUUUUUAUUGCAUUAUAUGUAGUUUGGGAUCAUUAAGACUUGUAAUGUUUUUUUAUAAAGAAGUCUCUUAUGCUCAUCAAGGCUAAUCAGUACUGUAAGGCUUGACAGUAAUCUUGCAAAAUGUUGUUA